Molecule: messenger RNA, 3054 nt
Organism: Plutella xylostella (diamondback moth)
Lineage: Eukaryota; Metazoa; Arthropoda; Insecta; Lepidoptera; Plutellidae
Gene: OdsH
Product: Ods-site homeobox
Biological process (GO): regulation of DNA-templated transcription
Molecular function (GO): sequence-specific double-stranded DNA binding; DNA-binding transcription factor activity, RNA polymerase II-specific
Source: RefSeq, a predicted model, not a curated record
GUCGGAGGUGGGGGUAGGGGGGGCGCCCCGCCUUGCCGCCCCGAGCCGCGCCAUGCCAGUGCCGGGCCUGGAGCCACGCGUGACGAGUCGAGUUGCCGCGAGAUAUGUGUUUGUGGCCAGUGGAUUCGACUUUGGUUGUGUUGUGAGAUGACUCGGUGUUGAUUGUGGACAAGAUAGCGAGGAUGGUGCUGGAGGGAGGGCUGCCGGCGCCGCUGCAGCUGUACGCGGCGGCGGCGGCGGGGCUGGGCCCGCGCCCGGCCUGGCCGCCGUUCCUGCCCUUCUUCGGGGUGCCUCCGCCGUUCCUCACGCGGCCGCGGCUUCCGCACCCCAUGCCGGGCCGCGCGCCGCACGGGCCGCCCAGCGAGGACUCCAAUGAGGAUGGAGGCAGUAGUAAAGGCGGUUUAAACGACGACGACGGCGACAGCGGCAAGCGGCGGCGCUCGCGCACCAACUUCAACUCCUGGCAGCUGGAGGAGCUGGAGCGGGCGUUCCUCGCGUCGCACUACCCCGACGUGUUCAUGCGAGAGGCGCUGGCUAUGCGGCUGGAUCUGAAGGAGAGCAGGGUCGCUGUAUGGUUCCAGAACAGGCGGGCGAAGUGGCGCAAGAAGGAGCACACGAAGAAGGGCCCGGGGCGGCCGGCGCACAACGCGCACCCGCAGUCCUGCUCCGGGGAGCCCAUCCCGCCGCACGAGCUGCGCGCCAGGGAAAGGAAGAAGCUGGCCAAAGCACUAGACCGCCAAGCGAGGAAGCUGCGAGCCAAAGGCAUCGCCGUGGACCUAGAAGCCCUCAAGAGCGAGUACCUGGCGCAGCACCGCAACACGGGGCUCUACUCCGACUCCGACGGAGACGAGGGGGAGGACAGCAUGAUCGACGUGGUGGGGGGCGACUCCUGCCACGACUCCGGCCCUGAGGACUUCUCGCUGACCGGCCGCCUGCGCGCCCCGUCCGGAGCCGACGGCAUGAACAACAGCGACAGUUCCACUUCAGAUGCGCACUCCGGACGACACUUCAGCCCCACGCCCGACCCCCAACCUUCCUUCUUCAACAACUUCGGGCCCUCUAGCGGCAACUACGAGAAGUUUGACUUCGACUCGGGUCGUGCCGUCUCCCUCGACCUCAGCGGCGGCGGCACCGCGACAGAGCGAGACCUCGCCAGGAACGGGGGAGUGAGAAAGCACAACCCCUUCAGCAUAGAGUCCUUGCUCAAUAAUAAUACGUGAAAGUGACUGUCGGUAGAUGUAGGUUUGACUAUAGAGGCUCUAUGAUCUGAUUUGUGAACUCCAGUGGUUCGAAAGUCGCUCUUGCGAAUAUAGAUUAUCUACAAUUUUUAUGUGUUUGGGCGUGAAGCAUUUCGGAUAAUGUUCCUUUGCUUAAAUAGUACUACUACCUAUAAAUAUGAUUGGUUUUAGUUAAAUAUAGUCAGUGGUUAGUUUGUAUUGGUAGUAGAGUUCAGCUAGCUGGACACAGGAUAGUUUUCGGUAUUUUAAACAAAUAUUUAUUUUCUUUUAAGUUUUCUUUACCAAAUAGCAAUAUUCAAAUGUUAAUAAAUUUCUUUGAAUUUUACUUCCGAAUAUGACUAUACCGUUGAAUUGUCUAUAAAUACCUAUAUUAUGUUAAUAUCUUAUACUUACAUAAAGACUUAUAAAAUAUGUAUCAUUUAACAACAUAUCCAUGUGAAUACUAGAAUUAGAUUGAAAUGUAUUAUAUUAGAUAGUUGUGUACAUAAGCUUAUAUACUUUUAUUUAUUUUCCUCUUGAAUGUUAAUAUAUUCUUAUUUCUAUACAAUACCUGGGGCAAUAAUUCUUUAGAUAAAAAAUGAUGGAGUACAUUAGGUACCUAAAUCUAUACUUUUAUAAAUAAAAGCACCAUGCGUCAAUUAUGUACUUAUCUAUGACAUUAUUAACGAAUCAAUGAGUUUAGAUAACACAGUAGGUAUGUAAACAUCGAUUAAAACAUACUUAUAGUUUUCUAAUUUAAACAAAAUAAUGAUAUAAUUAAAGUGCAAUAUUUCAUAUUCAUAUAAUAUACGUACAGAGUUAUAAAGUAUAUCUAUAUGGAUGGCGACGAUUAUCAUUUCAUAUCACCCGUAAGUGGCCCUUCAAAUGACCUAAACCGACUUAUUUAAAAAAAUAGACCGAACAUGGUCCUGGUUUUAGAACUGGGUUUGGACUGAAAUAUUUGUACUAAAUCUCGUUCUAAGCCAGAAUUAUAUUUAGUCUAAGUUUUAUAAUAAGAGCGCUGGUAACCUAUACAUUUAUGUAUUGCUGACUAUUAUACUUUCAACAUAGCAACAUGCGUCUAUAUAAUCUCCGUACGUCUAUUGGCCUAGAAUUGCCCUCUUUAACUCAAGUGAGCAAUUAUAAUUAACUUAAUUAAGUUAGUAUGAAAAUUCUCGUUGCUAAGCAUGUAAUGUGCAACUUUGUUUGUGUUAUUAUAACUGAGCUACCACAGAUAUAACCGGGAUUGUAAUAAUUAUUUAUCUUACAAAGUAUAAUUGUGCGCUAUCACUAGAUUCUAACUUACGAAUUCGAACUCAACUUCUGCUUUUACUAAAAAUCAUUUAGAGAGUGCUGAGCAAUUUAUUUUUAUACUAAUCUUGAGUUUUCACUUUGAACGUGAUUUAGUUAUGUCUACGAUUCGUUCAAUGUUUGUAUGGUUACAUAAGUUAUUUUGAAAAAAAAUAAAAAUAUUUAAAAUGAUCUCUUUGCCUUUAUUAUAUGGAUUAAAAGAUCGCAUUUCUAUAAGACAAUAUUCAUUUUCUUCUUAAUUUCUAAUAUUGUAGAACAGUUGUUACUUAUUCCUAUUUAUUAAGAUUCAUCACACGAACACAUCUACAUAUAAUAUCCUAAAGUAUGUUAAAAUUGUAGUCGACAACAAUAUCUUAGGUACAAAAUAAGAGUUAAGUUAUUUAUAUAGAAAUUAGAUGAACGAAAAUGAUGAUUUGACUAAUAUUUGUAAAUUGGUUAACACAAUGCUAAGUGUAAGCUGUACAUAGUUAUUAUAAGUGGCGAGUAACUUAUUGAAUCAAAAUAAUUACAACGUAUUAAAAAAGCA